Molecule: messenger RNA, 10254 nt
Organism: Hirundo rustica (Barn swallow)
Lineage: Eukaryota; Metazoa; Chordata; Aves; Passeriformes; Hirundinidae
Gene: RAB11FIP5
Product: RAB11 family interacting protein 5
Biological process (GO): regulated exocytosis
Cellular component (GO): recycling endosome; early endosome; phagocytic vesicle
Molecular function (GO): small GTPase binding
Source: RefSeq, a predicted model, not a curated record
AUGGCGCUGCUGCGGGCGGCCGCGCUCCCCGCCGAGGGCUGCCCGGCCUGGCUGCCCACGCACGUCCAGGUGACGGUGGUGCGGGCCCGCGGGCUGCGCUGCAAGGGCGGCGGCGGCGGCAAAGGCAAAGCGGGCGGCAGCGACGCCUACACCGUGAUCCAGCUGGGCCGCGAGAAGUACAGCACCUCGGUGGCCGAGAAGAGCGGCGGCAGCCCCGAGUGGAGGGAGGAAUGCGCCUUCGAGCUGCCCCCCGAGCCCGGGGCCUGCGGCGGGCUGGUGCUCACCGUGAUGCACCGGGCGCUGGUGGGCAUGGACCGGUUCCUGGGCCAGGCCCUGGUGCCCCUGGAGCCCGCCCGGCAGCGCGGCCGCGAGCCCGACGAGCGGUGGCACAAGCUGCACUCCAAGGCUGGGAAGAAGGAGAAGGAGCGCGGUGAGAUCCUGGUGAGCAUCCAGUUCACGCGGAACAGCCUCACCGCCAGCAUGUUCGACCUGUCCAUGAAGGACAAGCCGCGCUCGCCCUUCGGGAAGCUCAAGGACAAGGUGACAGGCAAGAAGAAGUACGACCUGGAGUCGGCCUCUGCCAUCAUCCCCAGCAGCCUGGGGGCCCUGGACGUGGAGGAUGACUUCGAGCUCGGGGGCAAGAAGUCCAAAGUCAAGGGCUUCUUCCUGAAGAACAAGCUGCGCAAAUCGUCGCUGACGCAGUCCAACACCUCCCUGGGCUCCGACAGCACCGUCUCCUCUGCCAGCCUGAGCCUGGCAGCCAAUGCCCCCGAGGGGACCAAAUCCCCCAGCAGACACGGCAGUCUGACCACCGAGCGCUCUGUGAGAGACCUGCUGCCCUCCCCGAAGCUGACCCACAAGCGAGCCUUCAGCGACGACGUGUCCCAGGCCAGCCCGGUGCCGGAGGCCAAGGCCGCGCCGAGCCCCGGCCCGAAGCAGGAGCCCGCGUCCCGCUCCUCGCUGUGCAUCAACGGCAGCCACGUGUACGGGGAGGAGCCGGCCCUCAGGAACCCCGCCGGCUCGGCCCCCGUGCCCGUGCCCGUGCCCGCCCUGCCCCGCAGGCACGACGAGGCGUUCGGCUUCGCCCCCCUGCACCCCGACCCUCAGGACGCGCCCCGGGGGCUGGGCGGCCUGGAGAGGGCCCAGCAGAGGGACGAGCCCCGCUUCAUCCCGUCCCCUCCCAGCCUGGCCCUGCAGGAGGAGCUCAAGGUGUCCACCAAGGCCGUGACCCUCAGCAACCACCUGGGCCGGGCCAGGAUGGAGGAGAGCAAUCGCCUGGAGAGCAAAGCCGGCCAGGCCGCGCCUCCGCCGGGCUUCCCCGCGGAGCCCAAGGACGGAGCGCCCCAGGACAGCGCCAAGGAGGACAAGAGAGCCAAGGGAGGCUUCUUCCACCACGGGGGCACCAGGAGUGACGCGGGGGACAGAGGGACCCCCGUCCACGCCUCGGCUGCGGGGGAUGAGAGGAGUAAGAGCAGCGGCUGGUUUGGGUCCAAGGAGGCCAGAGAGUCCCCUCAGAAACCCAGUUUCCCGCCUGGGCCGCGUGCUGCACCAGAGGUCGCUGGGAGCUUUUAUUCCUCUGAGGAUUGCAGUCCCUCUGCCUCCCCAAGGCAGGCAGACCCCGAGAGGGAGCCUCCAGCCCAAAGCGUUGGCGUCCCCGUGCCAGAAACCACUCCCCCAGCACCGGGAGAGCUCCCUCCUGCCGCCAGCGACCCCGCCGUCCCCCCGCUGCCCUCGGAGUGGGACGAGACCUUCGAUGCCUUUGCCACCAGCAGGCUCAAACCCGAGCGGAAGAAGGAGGACUUCUUUGCCUCGGUGGCAGCGGAGGGCAUGGCUUUCAUUGAUGACCCCGACAGAGCCAGCCCGACCGAGCGCUCUGCCCAGCCGCCCUGCCGGAAGGGCUCCAAAGCGUUCGAAGAGGCCGAGUCGCCCAUGGGCGCUGAAAUCCCCGCAGCUCUCCGCUCUUGGACAAAUUUCUCCAGUCUAGACGUGGGGGCCAACCUGGUGAGCACCACCCAGGAGGCCACGGUGAUCGAGGAUGUGCUGAGCCCCGUGUCCGCCGGCUCCGUGGCCGGGAGGAGGAAAAGCAGCACGCCCACGGUCUGGACAGCCGCGUUUGCCUCGGGCAACCCCGGGGACAAAGAGGCGCCACCAGCUCUGAGCGCUGAAAAUCGCGCCAGGGAGGAAGGGGACAGCGGUGAGGAGGAGUCCUGCAGCGCAGGGACCAACGGCUGGAUGACCAUAGCCACGGAAACCGCCGCUGACCCCUCUGAGAGCGCCCCGAGCGCGGCCGAGGAGCGCGAGGGCGCCUUCGGCCCGCGCCCGCCCUUCCUGGCCGAGGGCGCCUUCGAAGCCCCUUCAUCCUGUGCUGCCACCCGCGUGUUCCCAGGAGCUCGCUGCCCCCCCGAGGCCCCGGCCGGCAGCACCGCGGCGGCCGUGUCCCCGCGGGCGCUCGGGGACGUGGCAGCGCGGAGCUUCCCCGAGGCGGGCGCGGAGCCCGGCGGCGGCCGGGAGGACGCCUCGGACAUCCGCAGCUCGGUGUUCCGGCUGCAGGCCAGCAUGAGGCUGCGGGCCAGCGACGGCCUCCUGCAGCUCGGCUCCGACAUCGCUGAGCGGCGCGCGGUGCCGUCCCCGUCCCCGUCCCCGUGGGAGGCACACCGGGGCCGCCAGGAGCCGGCCGCGCCGCCCCCCAAACCCCCCAGGUGGUUCGCGGCCGCCCUGGGGGAUGGCGAGGAGGGAGAGCCCGGUGGCACCCAGCGAGGCACGCAGGGGCGGUGGGAGGACUCAGAGGGCCCUGGAGCGGAGAUGGGAUCGCCAAAGCGCCGUGGGAGCAGCGAGCCCUCGGUGCCGGCGCCUCCCAGCCUGCCCGCACCGCGAGCGGACGCCGCUGAAGCCGAGAGUGAGUUCCCAGUGCCCGAGGGGGCCGGGGCUGCCGGUGUGGACUCGGCAGCUGCCUUGGAGACAGGAGCCAGCGAGCUGGGGACAGGGGACGCCUCUGUGGGGGAGCACCCGUCAGAGGUGAACGAGAUGGACGUGGCCGAGCAGUUUGAGAGCUGCACAUCCAAGUUCUCCCUGGAUGGACUGGAGCAGUCGGGUGCUGAGGAGAGCUGGAGCCAGCCCCGUUUAUCCCCUCGGAUGCAGGGGGCCGCAGACAGUGCCAGGUGGGAAACAGCCUGCAAACAGGAGCUGUUCCCUGAGGAGCUCAGUAUUUCGGGACUUGACCCACCUUCCAAGCUAGCCCCGGGCCAGCCGGCCAGCUGGACGGCUCUGGAAGAGCAGGAGGCAGCCGGGCGUCCACACCCACGGCCCCAAAGGUCAGAACAUGGGGAGAGCCCAUCCCAGCUGGAGCUGGCAUGCCAGGAUGGCGAGGGGCCAGCAGGAGAGCAGCCCGAGGCCUGCGCCCCUCCCGAGGAGGCAGAGCAGGGCAGUGCCCCCGCCAGCGAGGAGCCCCAGGGGCACUCGGCAGAGAGCAGGAUAGACUUCAAGAAAGCCGAUUUCUGGAAACCAGAUAGGGCAGAGGAGAGGCACGCACAGGGAGCCCUGAGGAAUCCCUUCACCCUGGCGCUGAGCCCCAAUUCCCCGAGCAAUCCCUUCGUGGAGAAGCCCCCAGCCCCUCUCCCCAUCCGAGCUGUGCUGCCCGAAAAGCUUGAGCAGGGCGACUUCAGCUUCCUCAGCCUGCAGGAGGAAGCCCCCGGGCACGGCUUGCAGCCCACUAACGCUACCCCCCUGCAUGCCAGCCCGCCCCUGGCCUUCUCCACCCCUUUCCUCGUGGCUGCCACUAACCCUGAGCCCUGUGGCCGCCCCCGGAGCCCCGCGGGGGUCCCCGCCAGCCCCGCCGCCGCCCGGCCGCGCCCGCAGCGCGGGGACGCACAAGCUUCAGCGCUCCUGGUUCUGCCCAGGGAGACACGGCCGGCUGAGAAGCCCCUGUGCCAGCAGACGUCCAGCCCCCACCCCGUGAAGCCCCUGAGUGCUGUGCAGGAGGGCUCCAGCGAGAGGAAGCAGCAGCACAGGGCCAGCCUGAGCUCGGCGCUGAGCAAUGGCCUGGAGAGGCUGAAGAUGGUGACCACGAGCAACGUCCAGCCCGUGGCCCCGGCCUCCCACCCGGACAAAUCCGACCCCAAGUUAAAGGACCCCGCCCAGCCCGACCAGUCGGCCAAGUAUUACCACCUGACCCACCACGAGCUGAUCCAGCUGCUGCUGCAGAAGGAGGCCGAGCUGAGCAAGAAGGAGGAGCACAUCCGGGAGCUGGAGAACUACAUCGACCAGCUGCUGGUGCGCAUCAUGGAGCAGUCCCCCACGCUGCUGCAGAUCCCCCUGGGCGGGGGCCAGGCCCCCUGAGCCUGCCGGGGCCGCAGAGCCGCGCCCCGCUCGCCGCGCUGCCGCCGUCCCGCGCUCCCUCCCCUCACCCGGGCCCUCCCGUGGCUUCUGUCCCCCGAGAACAGAGGGUUCUCUGCUCCUUCCCGGCCUGAGCGUGCCCCAGCUCGGCUCCAGGGAGCCGUAGGGUGCUGGGCUGGCAGCGCCCUAUGGGGAGGAGCGGAGCCCUCCGCACGGGGCAGGCGCCUCAGCGAGUGCCACCUCCUGCCAGAGCUUUAAGUGACCCGUGGACAUCUGAGAGCUGGAAACCAUCUCCCCGUCACUUCCUCCUGCUGCUGCUCCUCUGCCCACACUCCUCCUCCUCCUGUCUGCCCCGGGGUGGUGUCCCCCGGCUGCUGGGUGCUGUUGGACUGGUGGGUGACGCUGGGGACACCCAGACCCAGUGAGGCUCCCCCAGCACGUCCCUGGGACACUCCUGCCCCGGUUACCCCCAGGGAAGGGGGAAGAGCCGCCUGCAGUUUGUGCCACUCCCCGAGCACAGGGAGAUGCUCCACGAAGGGACAGCACCUCGCUCUGAGGGCCUGGCGUGGUGUCAGAGCCUGGCUGGGCCACGCUGGCCCUGUCACUGUCACGGUGACACUGCCUGGGUCCCUCAGGCGGGACUGGGAAUAUGGGAACGGGAACGUGGGAUCGUGCCCCAGGAGAUCCUGUGCAUCCCCCACCCAGCAACGGGGCUGCUGUGUCCUGGAGGGACUGAGGAAUCCAGGCUGAAUUUCCACUCGGCAUUCCCAGGAAGGGCUGCUCCGCCCUGCCUCUGCCUGGUCUGUCCCAGCACAGCAGGAAAACGCCCCCGGAGCGAGGCCUGGUGGGGUCAGGCGCCCCAAAGCCUCCUGGCACAGCCCAGAGUUCCCAAAUCCUGGCAGGGCCCCCCGGGCAGGGCAGUGAGCACAUGCACACGCUGGGAUCAGGGCUGCGGGGCAGCUCUGCCCGCCGCUGAGCCCUCAGUGACCCCCAAGGGCUCUGAUUUACCGUUGAUUUGGGGGUGCUGCCAAAGGGGACAGGAAAGGUGUUGUUCCCUCCCUCAUCCUGCCAGGAUUUUGGCUGGAGAAGGUUCCCGUGCAGGCAGAGGGGCAGUUGGAGCGGGAUUCCGACAUGAAAGGCUGCUUCUCUCUCUUCUCUGUCUCCCAAAGUUUCUGGGCUCCUCUAAAACCUCCCUGCUCUUCACUUGCCUCAAUCCAGACCAUGACUUUGAAGAAUGGUGCCUUUUGCCAUAGGCCAGUAGCAGUUUCCUGCCCCAGAAAGGCUCUGAAAUCCCCUUCUCAGUCCCACACCACCCGCCUGGGGCAGGUUCCUCCUCUGCUUUCCUUCUCAGCCGAGAAAAGGGAGUUAGUUGUUACCCACGGAGGGCAGAGCCUCCCCUGCAGGAGCCCUGGGUCCUGCCAUGAGUUGUGCACAGCAGCUCGGGAGAGGUGGAGGCAGAGAUCAGGGCAGGCUGAGUAUUCCAAGAUAAAACCCAGCUGGAGACGGAGCAUUGGGUCAGGAGAAAGGGAGCUCUGCACGAGGAGGAGGAGGAUUUGUUCCCUGGGGGAACACCAGCCACGAACCUCCCACUCCUUACUGCCUCUCCCCUCCUGGGAAGCACCUGAGGGUUUGCAGUGCUCCUCUGCGCUUCUGCUCCUCCUCCCUCCGUGUUUCUGGGUGGGAUGGGAGUGUCCAGGGCAAGGUGUUUGUCCCGUUUCAGAAAGUGCCAGGAGCCUGCGGGGUCAGGUCCCCCUGUGUCCCUGUGAGCUGCAGGCAGUCCGGGGGGAGCUGUGGGAAUGCAGCGCCGGGAGAGCAGCAGGGCACGAAUGAAUUCCCAGGAAUGAGUGCUGGGAAAAGGGAGAGGAAUUCCUCAGGAGGGCAGUAAUGGGGGAGAUGCAGAGCCAACAUCUCCCACAGGGCCGGGGCCCCUCUGUGGCUGCCAGUGACACAAACAUCCCGUCCUUGGCCCCGUGCCCCUGCAGGGAAGGGCGCUGCUGCUCCCCACACAAGUGCCGAUGUUUAUACGGAUCCCACGGCACCUCCUUCCCUCCUCUCCCUCCUCUCCCGUCGUGUCUCACCGCCUCCCUCAGCCCCCUCUGCCUUAGUCAGCUCUGCCUUGUUUUGCUCCAGAAGCCUGAAGGAUUUGCAUUUGAAUAUGAAAUGUUACUCUCAGAGCUCAGCAGGUUGUGCCGGGUGUGCGGCCCUGCCAGCAACAGGUGCUUCCACAUCUCCUGUUUUAGCAAUACCUGUUCUAUCCCCUCAUCUCCUGCCUUUCCAGCAGCAGGUGCUUCCACAUCUCCUGUUUUAGCAAUACCUGUUCUAUCCCCUCAUCUCCUGCCUUUCCAGCAACAGGUGCUUCCACAUCUCCUGCCUUUCCAGCAACAGGUGCUUCCACAUCUCCUGUUUCCAGCAGUAGGUGCUUCCACAUCUCCUGUUUUUAGCAAUACCUGUUCUAUCCCCUUAUCUCCUGCCUUUCCAGCCAUAGGUGCUUCCACAUCUCCUGUUUCCAGCAGUAGGUGCUUCCACAUCUCCUGCCUUUCCAGCAGUAGGUGCUUCCACAUCUCCUGCCUUUCCAGCAGUAGGUGCUUCCACAUCUCCUGCCUUUCCAGCAGUAGGUGCUUCCACAUCUCCUGCCUUUCCAGCAGUAGGUGCUUCCACAUCUCCUGUUUUAGCAAUACCUGUUCUAUCCCCUCAUCUCCUGUUUCCAGCAGUAGGUGCUUCCACAUCUCCUGUUUUUAGCAAUAGAUGCUCCCACAUCUCCUGUUUUUAGCAAUACCUGUUCUAUUCCUUCUUCUGUUUCCAGCAGUACCUCUUCCCUCCUUUCCUGCCUUUCCAGCAAUAGGUGUUUCCGUAUCACCCAUUUCCUGCAAUACCUGCUCUUUCCAUCUCCUGCCUUUCAAAAAAAUACCUGUUCCCUCUUCUGCCUUUCCAAGAAUACCUGUUCCCUCAUCUCCUGCCUUUCCAGCAGUAAGUGCUUCCACAUCUCCUGUUUUGGCAAUACCUGUUCGAUUUCCUCAUCUCCUGCCUUUCCAAGAAUACCUGUUUACUCAUCUCCUGCCUUUCCAGCAAUAGGUGUUUCUGUAUCUCCUGCCUUUCCAGCAAUUCCUGUUCUAUUCCCACAUCUCCUGUUUCCAGCAGUAGGUGCUUCCAUAUCUCCUGUUUCCAGCCAUACCUGUUCCCUCCUUUCCUGCCUUUGCAGCAGUAGGUGCUUCCACAUCUCCUGCCUUUCCAGCAAUUCCUGAUCCAUUCCCUGAUCCUCAUCUCCUGCCUUUCCAGCAAUGGGUGUUUCCAUAUCUCCCAUUUCCAGCAGUAUCUGCUCCUUCUAUCUCCUGCCUUUCCAGCAAUUCCUGAUCCAUUCCCUGAUCCUCAUCUCCUGCCUUUCCAGCAAUGGGUGUUUCCAUAUCCCCUGCCUUUCCAGCUAUUCCUGUUCCAUUCCCUCAUCCUCUCCUUUUCCAGCAGUUCCCGUUCUCUUCCCUCAUCUCCUCCCUUUCCAGCAGUUCCUGUUCUGUUCCCUCAUCUCCUCCCUUUCCAGCAGUUCCUGUUCUGUUCCCUCAUCUCCUCCUUUUCCAGCAGUUCCUGUUCCGUUCCCUCAUCCCCCGUUUGCAGUGAUCCCUGCCCAUCAUCUCCAGGAUCCCUGCCCAUCUCCAGGAUCCCUGCCCAUCUCCAGGAUCCCUGUCCAUCCCCAGGAUCCCUGCCCAUCCCCAGGAUCCCCGUCCAUCCCCAGGAUCCCUGCCCAUCCCCAGGAUCCCCGUCCAUCCCCAGGAUCCCUGCCCAUCCCCAGGAUCCCUGCCCAUCCCCAGGAUCCCUGCCCAUCCCCAGGAUCUCUGCCCAUCCCCAGGAUCCCCGUCCAUCCCCAGGAUCCCUGCCCAUCCCCAGGAUCCCUGCCCAUCAUCUCCAGGAUCCCUGCCCAUCCCCAGGAUCCCUGCCCAUCAUCUCCAGGAUCCCUGCCCAUCCCCAGGAUCCCUGCCCAUCCCCAGGAUCCCUCCGCAUCCCCAGGAUCCCUGCCCAUCCCCAGGAUCCCUGCCCAUCUCCAGGAUCCCUGCCCAUCUCCAUGAUCCCUGCCCAUCCCCAGGAUCCCUGCCCAUCCCCAGGAUCCCUGUCCAUCCCUAGGAUCCCUGUCCAUCCCUAGGAUCCCUGUCCAUCCCCAGGAUCCCUGCCCAUCCCCAGGAUCCCUGUCCAUCUCCAGGAUCCCUGCCCAUCAUCUCCAGGAUCCCUGUGCAUCCCCAGGAUCCCUGUCCAUCCCCAGGAUCCCUGCCCAUCCCCAGGAUCCCUGCCCAUCUCCAGGAUCCCUGCCCAUCCCCAGGAUCCCUGCCCAUCCCCAGGAUCCCUGCCCAUCCCCAGGAUCCCUGCCCAUCCCCACGAUCCCUGCCCAUCAUCCCCAGGAUCCCUGUCCAUCCCCAGGAUCCCUGUCCAUCUCCAGGAUCCCUGCCCAUCUCCAGGAUCCCUGCCCAUCCCCAGGAUCCCUGCCCAUCUCCAGGAUCCCUGCCCAUCAUCCCCAGGAUCCCUGCCCAUCCCCAGGAUCCCUGCCCAUCCCCAGGAUCCAAGGUGUGCCCAGGUCCCUUGGCGCUGAGCCGAGCAGUGAGAGCUGUUCCGUGCCUGUCCUCCAGCGUCCAGAGGUUCCUCCCCGUGUUUGGGGAAGGUGUUUCACAGAUGUUCUCCUCUCUGGUCUCUGUCUCCCCGCCCCGCUGUGCUGAACGUGUUGGGUUUCCUCCCCUCACCACGCAGUUUUUGUUCCGUGCACGAGAGCAGCGCUGGAGUGGAGUCCGUGGUGUUGGUGUUAAACCUCCGCCGUCCCAAGGGAAGGGUUUGAGGACAUGAAAGCUUCCUCAGAGAGGGGAUGAGGAGGAGGAUGUGGGGAAAUGUUCUCAAGUUGCCCAUCUGGGAUUUAUCUCUGUGUUUAGUGACUGAAUUUCCCUAUUUAGUGAUUUAUUUGGGAUUUUUUGGGGAUCUUGGGGCAGGAGCAUUGUUCCUGCUCCAUGUUCCUGGCUGUGCUCUGAGCCACGGGAUUAAUCUCCGUGUUUAGUGACAGACUCUCCUUAUUUACUGAUUUUUUUGGGAUCCUGGGGCAGGAGCAGCGUUCCUGCUCCAUGUUCCUGGCCGUGCUCUGAGCCACGGGAUUAAUCUCCGUGUUUAGUGACAGAAUCUCCUUAUUUACUGAUUUUUUUGGGAUCCUGGGGCAGGAGCAGCGUUCCUGCUCCGUGUUCCUGGCCGUGCUCUGAGCCACGGGAUUAAUCUCCGUGUUUAGUGACAGACUCUCCUUAUUUACUGAUUUUUUUGGGAUCCUGGGGCAGGAGCAGCGUUCCUGCUCCGUGUUCCUGGCCGUGCUCUGAGCUCUGUCUCUCUCUGCUGAGCCCAGCACACCCCAAAGGUUUUCUGGGCCAGCGGCAGCUUCUCCCUGUCGUGUUUUAAGCACAGCCAUAACAAUUCCCCGUGGUUUUGCCUUUCUCCUGGAGCUUGUUUCUCCACGCUCGAGCUGUUCCUCGAGGCUGCGGCACGGUGCCGUGCUCUGCCUUUGCUGCCAGCCUGCAGUUGGGUUUUUGCUUCUUGAGAACUUUGGCCAAUGAUUUCUUUUUCCCCUUGCCCGGUCCCCCUGGCCAGAAGAACCACCAAGGUUUAUCCUCAAACUGGAACAAACCUGGGGGAUUGUGGAUUCUCCAGCGUGAGCCAGGCUGGGCCUCGUCUGGGGAAUGGAUCCGCCGUGUUUGGGGUUAAAAACCUGGAAAAACAUCCCCAGGCGGGAGAAGUGUCGGGGCUUUUGUUUGGAGUUGUUGGUUUCCCUGUUCUUCACGUCCGCAGGAAGUUGGUUCUGUGUGUCUCAUGUUUUAAGAGUUGCAACUAAUGUUUAUAAAGAGCUUGUUAUUUACGUUUUAAGCACUUUAAAAAAAAAAAAAAAGAAAAAAAAAAGAGAAAUAAAAGUUGUUC